Molecule: messenger RNA, 1590 nt
Organism: Aspergillus glaucus CBS 516.65
Lineage: Eukaryota; Fungi; Ascomycota; Eurotiomycetes; Eurotiales; Aspergillaceae
Product: putative mitochondrial carrier protein
Exons: 3
Coding region: 142-1530 (462 amino acids)
Source: RefSeq, a predicted model, not a curated record
AUGAGAGACGAUUUGAAUCAAAUUUGUCUAAUGUGAUUGUGUUUGUUCUACUCAGAUCGAUAAGUGCACCUCACUGGGAACUACCACUCCUGUCCUACUACCGACGAUAAAGAACACGCAGAUCAGCCUGCAGUGAGCGAAAUGGCAGAGUAUCAGCUUUCAUACGAAUCAGAAUUGGACACCUUCCAAUUAUACUACCGAUACAAUGAACCGCCCAAAGAAGACUGGCGCACCGUAGCCCUACGAGGUCCCGCUCUGCCAGCUCUUGGAAAUGCCCUAGCCGGCGCCAUGGGCUCCGCCGUAUCCAACGUCGCAACAUACCCGUUAAGCGUGAUCGUGGCAAGGUUACAAACCCAGAAGCAGAACCGCGCAAACAAGUCAGACAACGACGAGAAAGAAGAUAAGGAGGAUGAUGAGGAAGACACGAGCAUUAUCAGCGCGGCAAAAGAGAUCUACCAGAAAGGCGGGAUCAAGGCAUUCUACCCCGGUCUCGCGCAGGACACGGCCAAAACGGUAGCGGAUAAUUUCCUGUUUUUCCUGGCGUAUUCGUUCUUCCGACAGCGACGGAUCAGGGCUAGAUUCGGUGCGCAGCGUGCAAGGAGGCAUGCUAGUGUCGUUCUUCCGGUAUUAGAUGAGUUAACUAUUGGGGUUCUUGCAGGGUCGUUUUCGAAGUUGUUCACGACGCCGUUGGCGAAUAUCGUUACGAGGAAGCAAACUGCGGCGUCGAGUAAGAAUACGAGGGAGAUUGCAGCACAGAUCAGAUCUGAAAAGGGCAUCAAGGGGUUCUGGUCGGGGUAUUCGGCUACGUUGAUUCUCACGCUUAAUCCGUCGAUUACGUUCUUCUUGAACGAGUUCCUGAAGUAUACCUUCCUGUCCCGGGAGAAGCGCUCGAAACCAUCGCCAGCUACAACUUUCCUGCUUGCCGCUCUGAGUAAAGCAGCCGCCUCGUCGAUUACAUAUCCGUUCUCGAUGGCCAAGACCAGAGCCCAGGUAUCCGGCAACACUGGCACCAGCAAUGAAAAGACCACCGACAAACAAAGCACGCUUCUCACACUCCUUACACCCCAAAUCCUCAGAAACGUCAUCUCAAUCGCCCGCAUAGAAGGUCCCACAGCCCUCUACUCCGGCCUCCCCGGCGAAGUCUUCAAAGGCUUCUUCUCGCACGGCUUCACCAUGCUCGCCAAGGACGCUGUCUACUCCCUCAUUGUAAAAUCGUACUACCUCCUCCUCCUCGUCCUCCGCAAAUAUCCUACCCCAGAAGAACUCCUCGAGCGCGCACGCGAACAAAUGGAAGAAUACGCCGAGGUUGCGCGUGAGGGUGCGAAGGACUUCGCGGAGAAGGCUAAGAAUGGUGCUGAAGAUAUUGUUGAGAAAGCUAAGAACGGUGCUGAGGAGAUUCUGGAGUCGCAGCCGGGACAUGUUGCUGUUGAUGGGAGUUCGUAUGCUACGCCGGGGGGUAUUGAGGCGUCGUCUGGGCUUCCGAAUGAGACGGCUGAGUUGGUGGGGGAUUAUGUGGGAAGUGAUGAGUGAUUUGUUUGAUUUUAUAUGUUUUUUUUUUUUUUUUUUUUUUUUUUUUUUUUUUUUUUUUUU